Pseudonaja textilis is the source of this 4122-nucleotide messenger RNA. It is a transcript of the gene RAPGEF1, whose product is annotated as Rap guanine nucleotide exchange factor 1. The record is from RefSeq and is a predicted model, not a curated record. Lineage: Eukaryota; Metazoa; Chordata; Lepidosauria; Squamata; Elapidae. Gene Ontology annotation, cellular component: plasma membrane. Gene Ontology annotation, biological process: Ras protein signal transduction. Gene Ontology annotation, molecular function: guanyl-nucleotide exchange factor activity.
GCCAGCAGAGCCCCGGAGCCGCGCCGAGGAGCUGCCCGGCCGCCUCCCGUCCUCCCGGGCUCCGCCAGCGCCCGAGCCCGGCGCCCGCGGCGGCCCAGCCAUGUCCGGCCGGGUGGAGAAAGCAGAUUCUCAGCGGUCUCACCUCUCUUCCUUCACCAUGAAGCUGAAGGACAAGUUCCACUCGCCCAAAAUAAAAAGGACGCCGUCGAAGAAGGGAAAGCAGCCUGACGUCGUGGUGAAAUCCCCCGAGAAGGCGGUGAACAAGAACUUAAGCUGGCUGGAAGAGAAGGAGAAGGACGUAGUGAGUGCCCUGCGCUACUUUAAGACCAUUGUGGACAAAAUGGCCAUUGAUAACAAGGUGUUGGAGAUGUUGCCAGGAUCAGCCAGCAAAGUUCUGGAAGCCAUCUUGCCUCUGGUUCAGACGGACCCACGGAUUCAGCAGAGUUCUGCCAUCACUUCCUGUUACAGCCGCGUGUAUCAGAGCUUGGGAAAUUUAAUCCGAUGGUCCGAUCAAGUGAUGCUGGAAGGCAUCAACGCUGAAGACAAAGAAGUGGUGAAUACAGUUAAGGGGGUUAUCAAGGCAGUUCUGGAUGGAGUUAAGGAGCUGGUGAAGCUCACAAUCGAGAAGCAGGAGCGCCCAUCUCCCACCAGCCCUGUCAAGCCCACCUUACCUGUGUCUACAGAAGACAGCCAGUUGGAGCUUCCCUUGACGGAUCGGGAGAUGGAGAUCCUCAACAAGACGGCCGGGAAGACUCCGACCGCAGAAGUGCCGGCUGAUGCCGCAGACGAAGAGAUCGCCCCACCCAAACCGCCCCUUCCUUGCAUUCGAGUGGCGGAAAACAGCCUCCCCCCAGCUCUGCCUCCUAAGAAACGCCAGUCGGUACCCUCCCCUACACGAGUGGCUAUCGUAGCCCCCAUGAGCCGAGCAACCAGUGGCUCCAGUUUACCCAUUGGGAUCAACAAACAGGAGUUUGAAAACGAUUGCUACCCCCAACGGAGGCUGUCGGGGGGCAGCCAGUCCUACGGAGGGGAAUCUCCCCGCCUCUCGCCCUACAGCAGCAUGGGGAAGCUAAGCAAGUCGGACGAACAGCUCUCCUCCUUGGAUUGCGACAGUGGGCAGUGCUCGCACAACACAAGCUGUGAAACGUUAGAUCAUUACGAUCCUGAUUACGAGUUCCUGCAGCAAGAUCUCUCGAACACGGACCAGAUCCCCCAGCCGGGACUCGGGGUGCUCAGCCCUUUGCCAGAGGGCCUGCGGGAAUCCGCCUCUCCGUUUCUUGGACCGCCUUUCCAACUUCCAGAGAAUUGUGUCUCCCCAGCCGCAGCUCCGGCGGUCGAGGUCCCCCCAGCUCUUCCCGAGAAGAAGCGGAGAGGGACGCCGGCUUCCUCCUUCGACGUCUCCGGUUGCCGGGUCCUCCUGGAGAGGCACCCUUCGCAGUACGACAAUAUUUCGGAGGAGGACUUAAGCGUCCCGCCCCUCCUGCCCUGGGUCUUCACCCCUUUUGCGGCUGUCCUGCCCUAUCAGCCUGGAAAGCCGGGGCCCCCCGUGGAAUUCCUGGCUGAUUUCUCCAGCCCCAACGCGCCCAGAGACUCCGAGGAGCCUCCACCCCUGCCCGAGAAGAAGAACAAACACAUGUUGGCCUAUAUGCAGUUCGUGGAAGACUACUCCGAACCUCAGCCUUCCAUGUUCUACCAAACCCCGCAGAACGAACACAUCUACCAGCAGAAGAAUAAGCACCUGAUGGAGGUUUAUGGGUUCAGUGAUUCCUUCAGCAGCACAGGCCAGGAUCUGGCCCCGCCUCCAGCUCUCCCACCCAAACAGAGACAACUGGAAACCCCAACGAUUAAGGACGACCACGCAAAAGAUUCUGCGUCUCUGAGUGAGACCCCAGGGAAGGAAAAGCGCGAGAAUGAAAGACCAGUGAAGUCCCAGGAAUCCUUGGAGAACCCUCCGAUGGACGAGGAGGAAGUGGACGAAUUGUCGCUAGUGAACCACAGCGAAAUCCUUGAAAGGCUGACCUUGAAACAGGAAGGGGAUGAUGGUCCAGACGUACGGGGUGGGUCGGGAGACAUCCUUCUGGUGCACGCGACAGAGACGGCCACUGUGGAGGGGACGGUAAAAGAUCUGGUGCUUUACUGUGAAGCCUUCUUGACAACAUACCGAACGUUUAUUUCCCCAGAAGAGCUUAUAAAAAAACUACAAUACCGCUAUGAGAAGUUCUGCCACUGUCCGGACAACAAUAAGAAACGAGUCAGCAAGAAUACGUUUUUCGUCCUGGUGAGAGUGGUGGAUGAACUAUGCUUGGUAGAGCUGACCGAAGAGAUCCUGAAGCUGUUGAUGGAGCUUGUCUUCCGCCUGGUGUGCAAUGGAGAACUCAGCCUCGCCCGAGUCUUGCGCAAAAAUAUCCUGGAUAAAGUCGACCAGAGGAAAAUGCUGCGUUACACCAACUCCAUCAAGCCUUUGGCGGCUCGAUGGGUGGCAGCCAGGCCUGGCACCCUCCAUGAUUUUCACAGCCAUGAAAUUUCAGAGCAGCUUACCCUCCUGGACGCGGAGCUGUUUUAUAAGAUUGAGAUUCCGGAAGUUCUACUCUGGGCAAAGGAACAGAACGAGGAGAAAAGCCCCAACUUGACACAGUUCACCGAGCACUUUAAUAAUAUGUCUUACUGGGUCCGUUCGAUCAUCAUGCAGCAGGAAAAGUCGCAGGACCGAGAGAGGCUGUUGCAGAAAUUUAUCAAAAUCAUGAAGCACUUACGGAAACUCAACAACUUCAACUCCUACUUGGCCAUCCUUUCCGCGCUGGAUUCGGCCCCCAUUCGGCGUCUCGAGUGGCAGAAACAGACCUCCGAGGGCUUGGCAGAGUAUUGUACCCUGAUUGACAGUUCGUCGUCCUUCCGGGCUUACCGAGCUGCGCUUUCUGAGGUCGAACCGCCUUGUAUCCCUUACCUGGGCCUGAUCCUGCAAGACCUGACCUUCGUGCACCUGGGAAACCCCGACUACAUCGAUGGCAAAGUCAACUUCUCCAAGCGGUGGCAACAGUUCAACAUCCUGGACAACAUGAGACGGUUCCAGCAAGUGCAUUACGAUAUCAAACGCAACGAUGACAUCAUUUCCUUCUUCAACGACUUCAGUGACCACCUGGCCGAGGAGGCAUUAUGGGAACUUUCGCUCAAAAUCAAACCCCGAAAUAUAACGCGGCGGAAAACAGACCGGGAAGAGAAGACUUAGAAAGGGGUGGGGGGUGGCAUGGGGGAGGAAGCAGGAAGGCCGUGGGCAUCCCAUUAGGACUGGCACAGAGCUCCAAGCCUUGGCACUCUGCGCAGAUCUCCAUCACUGCUGGGCUGUUGUACGUCAACCUCUUGGUCUGGAAAGUGAAGGACGGAAGAGAAGCCAAACGGGGGUCUUUCCGCCUCGCCAAAAGUCAAGUGAUACUUGCACCCGAGGUGUGUGUGUGUGUUUGUGUGUGUCUGUGUGUGUGUGUGAGAGAGAGAGAGAGAGAGAGAGGAACCAGUCAGCCUACAUGUUUGCACACUCAAGCAGAGAAGGGAGACAUGAACCUAUUAUCUCUUGCACGCCUGCCAUGAGGGUAACCAACGGAUGGGUUUGGCCAGGGGCAUUUCCUGAAGAGCGCGCCGAGGAGAAGCAUCUCGGAUACUUCCUCUCUAGGAGAAAACCUGGGGAAGAAAAGCAAGGCAGCUUUGGAAGGGAUGGAGGUAAAUUCUGGUCGCCCACCCACCCCCUUCCUUCAUUGGCAGAGGUGGUGUCGACGCCACAACACCACCGGGUGAAGUUCUUCCAGAGCCGGAAGUGGCUGAAGAAGUUGUGGAGGGCUUGGAUCCAGCUGUUCUUCUCCCCGUCUCUUCCGCAAGUUUGGAUCGCUUCCUCCUCCUGCCCGGAACCGGGGGCGUCAUAUCUCAACUCUCCACCCCGACCUCCGGAUUUCCACUGGGGGGGGGGGGGGGGGGGGGGGAAACGUCUUAAAUUGGCGACGGUACUAAGUUUGCAAAGGCAGUGAAUCUGUAGGAAAACACAGCCGCCUGUACAUACGGGGUUGUAGGAGCGUGGUGUUUUCGUUUUCAAUGUGCAUGUUUGAAUUCGCCUGUGGAUUUCUUUUUUCUUCCUUC